UUUGCGAACGGCUGCCGCACGAAACUCCUCCAUGAAAUGAAAUGUUCGUGGCGGUGGUUUACCUUCGUAUCAGGAUACCACGGGUAGCCUUACCAUCGCUCUUUUUCUCUUUCCGCGCCCGAAAGCUGAUCCCCGUCUCCGCCUUACGCCACAUCUCCUCUCAUCCUCAGCGACCACCGCCGUGCUCGCGCUCCAUUAAUGGACCGCCGGGGAUCUCCACUUCACGCCCUGACCACAGCGUCGAUCCGCGCGUCGCACGAGCCAACUAUGGCAUCACCCAACUCAGUCGCCAGGGCAAGAUGGCGGACGCCCGACAGCUGUUCGACGAAACGCCCCACAAGGACGUCAUCUCCUGGACCUCAAUGAUCUCCGGCUAUGUAAGAUGCGGUAUGCUCCGCGAGGCCCGAGCGCUCUUCGAACGCUCCGACUCGGAGAAGAACGUCGUUACCUGGACCGCUUUGCUCUCUGGCUACAUCCGUUCGAGGCAUAUCAGGGAGGCCGAGGAGCUGUUCGGUCGGAUGCCUGAAAAGAAUGUCGUAUCAUGGAACACGAUGAUCUCUGGGUAUGCUGAGAACGGCUUGGUUGAUGAGGCCUGUGAGUUGUUCCGACGGAUGCCAGAGAGGAAUAUUGUGUCCUGGAACACAAUUGUGACCGCCUUGGCUCAAUCUGGUCGGGUUGAUGAAGCUUACUGUCUCUUUGAAAGAAUACCGCAGAGGGAUGUGAUAUCGUGGACUUCGAUGGUCACAGGCUUGUCACAGAAUGGGAGGGUCGAUGAGGCUCGUGCUGUCUUUGAUAGGAUGCCAGAGCGAAAUGUGGUUUCCUGGAACGCAAUGGUUUCGGGUUAUGCCCAGAAUUCAAGGCUGGAGGAAGCAUUGGAUCUUUUCGUCAAGAUGCCUGAGAGGGAUAUCAUAUCCUGGAACAUGAUGAUCACCGGGUUUAUACAGAAUAGAAAUUUGAAGAGGGCUCGAGAGUUGUUCGACAAUAUGAACGAGAAAAAUGUGAUCACUUGGACUACAAUGAUCACAGGAUAUGUGGAAGAUGAGCAGAAUGAGGUGGCUUUGAAGAUGUUCUUAGAGAUGUUAAUGGAUGGUGUUAACCCAAAUCAAGGAACAUUUGUCAAUGUCUUGGCUGCUGUUAGCAAUUUAGCAGCUUUCCUUGAAGGGCAGCAGAUUCAUCAGAUUGUUAGCAAAACCGUCUUCCAGUUUGAUACUUUUGUGAGUUCUGCUAUAAUGAACAUGUACUCCAAGUGUGGUGAGAUUGGAACAGCUAGGAAAGUGUUUGACUUAUCAGACCAGAAGGAUUUGGUAUCUUGGAACGGAAUGAUUGCAGCAUACGCUCAUCAUGGGAAUGGGCAAGAGGCAAUAAGCCUAUUUAGAGAGAUGCAUCAGAACGGAUUCAAACCUAAUGAUGUGACAUAUGUGGGAUUGCUCUCAGCAUGUAGUCAUUCGGGUUUGUUUGAUGAGGGGCUUAAUAUUUUCAAGUCUAUAAUGAAGGAUCCAUCAGUUGAAGUGCGAGAAGACCAUUAUGCUUGCUUGGUAGACCUUUGUGGCCGAGCUGGCCGACUUCAGGAGGCUGCAAGCUUUAUUAAGGGGCUAAAGAUUGGCCCUUCAGCAACCUGUGUUUGGGGGGCACUUCUCAGUGGUUCUAAUAUCCACGGGGACAUGCAAAUUGGGAACUUAGCAGCCAAGAAGCUCAUGGAGGCAGAGCCCAAUAAUGCUGGGUCUUACAUGCUGUUAUCAAACAUUUAUGCUUCAGCUGGUAGAUGGAAGGAAGCAGCAAAGAUAAGGUUACAGAUGAAAGGUAAAGGACUAAAGAAACAACCUGGAUGCAGUUGGAUUGAGGUGGGCAAUAGAGUCCAUGUGUUUGUGGUACGUGAUAAAUCUCACAUUGACUCUCAGAGGAUUUACACUCUGUUGCAUGAUCUUCAUGACAAAAUGAAGAGAACUGGAUAUGUGCCUGCUACAAAUCAUUCUCUAGUUGAGGAUGAGUUGAUGACCAUGUAAGUUGUGCUUCCUUUUAGAUUGGAGAAUAACCAUCGGUAAGUGGAGAAGAGGUUGCACUGUGGAUCUAUUGUGUGGCUCAUUAGUAUGCGAAUGGCCCUUGAAAUUAGGUUUCUUUCCUUACUUGAGUGAAGAAGAACCUCAUACCAGGUUAAUCUCAAGCCAAAAAAGGCUUAUCCGUUCACACUUGUUGCUUUGACAACACACUGCAGAUUGAUUGUAUAUCAUUCUGAUGUUGCCUACUGUCAGAAGGUCAAGUGAACGGUAAGAGAAGGAUCAUGUUCAUCUGCUGACUUGUUCUACAUCCCUGCUAAAGUUGAGCUUGUGAACAAAGAAAAAUGAAGACUGCAACAACAUUAGCUCAGUUAACAGGAUGAUUCUCUUCUGUCCAAAAGAAGAUCAAUUUCUUUAGAAUGUGGCUAAGUGUUAGGAAAAACAGUGUCGUAGGUUCGUGUACCUCAUCCAACUCUUUUUGAUAUCAGAAAAAGUCAAAAGCCACCUAUGACUUAUUUAUGUCCUAUGUAGUAUCAGCUUUGACUAAUCUCAAAAUAAUAGUUGUGGCAUCCAUUUC
This is a messenger RNA of Musa acuminata AAA Group (dessert banana), 2571 nucleotides long. Its product is annotated as pentatricopeptide repeat-containing protein At2g35030, mitochondrial-like. Gene Ontology annotation, molecular function: protein binding. The record is from RefSeq and is a predicted model, not a curated record. NCBI's taxonomy places the organism in Eukaryota, Viridiplantae, Streptophyta, Magnoliopsida, Zingiberales, Musaceae. The transcript has a single exon. The coding region runs from base 42 to 2003 and encodes 653 amino acids.